Chaetura pelagica (chimney swift) is the source of this 3081-nucleotide messenger RNA. RefSeq names its product F-box protein, helicase, 18 (gene FBH1). Gene Ontology annotation, biological process: replication fork processing; double-strand break repair via homologous recombination. Gene Ontology annotation, molecular function: protein binding; 3'-5' DNA helicase activity; hydrolase activity. Lineage: Eukaryota; Metazoa; Chordata; Aves; Apodiformes; Apodidae. The transcript has 21 exons. The record is from RefSeq and is a predicted model, not a curated record. Bases 1 to 3081 code for a protein of 1026 amino acids. Gene Ontology annotation, cellular component: nucleus.
AUGAACAGAGGCACGAAGCUGUUCAAGAUAACCCGCCUCACGGCCGAGGACUGCGAAGCUCUUGCACGGAGCCCAGAAGGUUCAUCCUCCCUGACCCAGCCUUUGAGUCAAAGAAGAAGUAGAGGAGAUAUCAACAGGGGCCUCCAUCCCACCUACCGGCCACGGGGAGGCCCAAGAGGCCAAGGUCAGCAGAAGAGCAUCAGGGAUUUCUUUGGGAUCUCUCAGACACGACAAGUUAGUGCCAGUUGGAAGAACAGUAAAAUCAAAGAAGAGCUGCUGGAUCCCAUCUCUGAGGAACCUACUGAUUCCUUCAGCAAAGUCUCCACUGCAAUGGAGACCACCUGUGAUUCCUGCUCCUUUCUGGAGGAUGAGGACUUUGUACCAACUCCCAGGAAAAAGCCCAGAAAACCAGCUCUGUCCACUGCAUCUGCAGGUGUUCACAAGCUAGAGCAGGAUUUGUGGGGUGAGCUUGAGAAGAAGCCAGUUGUGGUUCAUCCUGAACACAGCCGGGUCAAGGAGGAACUAGAUGAUAUGGACAUUGAGCCAGUCCCUGAUGCACAUUAUGGACUCCUGGGGACUCGGAAUUGGGAAGUUCCUCAGGGAAGUAUUGAGGAGCUGCCUGUUGAAGUCCUGAGGAACAUCUUUGCUUUCCUGCCAGUGACUGAUCUGUAUCAGAACCUGAGCCUGGUGUGUCGCUGCUGGAGAGAGAUAAUCAGUGAUCCACUGUUCAUUCCUUGGAAGAAGCUCUACCACCGGUACCUGAUGAAGGAGGUCACGGCCCUGCAUAGAGUUGAGCAGAUCUUGCAGGAUUUUGCCAUAAAAAAGGAGCAGGAGGAAUGUGUGUUGGGGCUGAUCAGGUGUGUGUCUGCCCUACCCACCAGCCAGAAGGUGGAUCCCAGUGAGGUUCUCCAGUGCCUGAAGAGCCAUCACCUCUUCUCAAAGGCUGAAAUCUGUGUUGCCAACAAACUGCCACAUUUGCAGAGCAGGACAGGGCUUGAGACCCUGUGGGCCAUAAUUGCAGUCAUGGUGCUGUUUUCUGAUGGUGUCAACGACAUCCAGAGGCUGAUGUUGUGUCUGCUUAGACCCUGCUCCACCCUCACUGUUGUGGAUGUGACCGAGACACUUUACUGCAUGGCCACCCUCCUGUUUGCCAUGAGAGACAGGGACAUCCCCAUCACUAACAGGAUCCAUUACAAUAUUUUCUACUGCUUGUAUCUGAUGGAAAAUGCUUCUGUGACUGUGGAGACAGUAAAGGAGGAGACAGUGGCAUCACACUGUGGACAAGACUUAUGGUCAAGUAGCAGGCCUGAAGUAAAGUUGACCCAUGAGCAGCAAAGGAUUUUGAAUCACAAAAUUGAGCCUGGUCAAAUAGUGAAAAUUAUGGCAUUUGCAGGUACAGGAAAAACCACAACCUUGGUCAAGUAUGCAGAGAAGUUUGCUGACCUGAAUUUCCUUUACGUGACCUUUAACAAGGCUAUUGCAGAGAAGGGGAAAAGUGUCUUCCCUAGAAACGUGACGUGCAAGACUUUCCAUUCCCUGGCUUUUGGGAGCGUCGGGAAAUACUAUAAAGACAAAGGCAAGCUGAACUUCUCCAAGAUGUCAGUUCUCUCCAUCAGUUUCCUCCUCCAAAACCGUGAGGGACAAUCUCUGUACGUCAGAGGGAAAACAGUCUCACAGACCCUGGAAACCUUUUUUGCCUCCUCAGAUGAAGAGAUCUGUGAAGAGCACACCCCUGUUUGGUUCAAAAACACCCAUGGUGAGAGAAGACUUGUCACUGCACAAGAAAAGAAGAUCAACGUGCAAGAGGCAAAAGAUAUUUGGCACAACAUGAAGAAGCUGGAUGGAGAUGCAGAGAAUAAAUACAAGAUAACUUGUGAUGGGUAUUUGAAGCUCUGGCAGCUCAGCAAGCCUCAGCUCUCAGGCUAUGAUGUGAUUUUUGUGGAUGAAGCACAGGACUGCACCCCAGCCAUCGUGGACGUUGUGCUGACACAGAAAUGUGGGAUAAUCCUGGUAGGAGACCCUCACCAGCAGAUCUACACCUUCCGAGGGGCUGUCAACACCCUCUACUCAGUCCCUCACACCCACAUCUACUACCUGACCCAGAGCUUCAGAUUUGGCCCUGAAAUAGCUUAUGUUGGAGCAACCAUUCUGGAUGUCUGCAAGAGGAUCAGGAAUAAGACCCUAGUGGGUGGCAACCAGAAGGGUGAUGUGAGAGGCCUGAGGGAAGGGAAGAUAACCAUCCUGUCACGGAGCAACUUUAACGUGUUCGAGGACGCUGUGAAACUCACUGGGAGAGAGAGGCCACUUAAAGUCCACGUGAUUGGGGGGCUCGAGCGCUUUGGGCUGAGCAGGAUUCAUGACAUUUGGAAGCUCAGUCAACCUGCAGAGGAAAGGAAAAAAGCCAACCUGGUUAUCAAUGACUCCUUUAUCAAGAGGUGGGAAGAAACCCAAGGCUUCCUGGGUUUGAAGGAGUACGUGGAGCGCGUCGACGACAAAGACCUGGAAGGGAAAAUUGCAAUUGUGGAGAAAUACAAAGAUCGGGUCCCAGAGCUGGUGCAGAAGAUCAAGAGCAGCCACGUGUCUCAAGAAGCCCUGGCAGAUUAUCUGAUAGGGACUGUCCACCAAGCCAAAGGCCUGGAGUUCGACACGGUGCUGAUUGCUGAGGACUUUGUGAAAGUGCCAAGUCUCAGUGGGGAUUUCCAGAGAAUUAAAUUCCAUAUUGGCUUGUAUCCUGAGGAUGAAUGGAACCUGCUCUAUGUGGCAGUGACACGUGCCAAGAAGUAUCUGCUGAUGUCCAAGUCCCUGGAGGACCUUUUGGCAUUGGCUGGGGAGCGUUUCCUGCGGGUGGAGCUGAUGAGCCAGGCUGGGAAGGACGGAGCCACCACUUGUUCUGCUCCUCAGUGUGGGCUGCCACUGCCCCCCAGCUCCAGGCUGGUUGUGAAGAAGCUGCCCUUGACUCAUAGCAAUGACAGCAGGGAUGAAGGUGGCUACCUCUGCCACUCCUGCACCCGGCAGCGCUUUGGCUCCCUCACACCUCUCACUUCCUUCCCAGAGCCUCAGGAACAGCCCCUCCAGCUCUAA